Messenger RNA from Ipomoea triloba (trilobed morning glory), 2025 nucleotides. RefSeq lists its product as uncharacterized. The transcript is spliced from 3 exons. Bases 1 to 2025 code for a protein of 674 amino acids. The record is from RefSeq and is a predicted model, not a curated record. NCBI's taxonomy places the organism in Eukaryota, Viridiplantae, Streptophyta, Magnoliopsida, Solanales, Convolvulaceae.
AUGGUCAUGAUAAUCAACAAUAAAAUAAAGCCUCCGGGAGGGGAACUAAUCUGGUCGUGGUACUCGAGGGCAGAGCAACUAGAUUACUUGAAAGGGUUUCGCAAACCACUUGCAUUCGAGAAAGGAGAAACAGCAAAGGCCAAGGAUCCUAUGGAUAUAAUUGUUCUAUCGGAUAUUGAGGAUGAAAUUAACCUAGAAAAUGUCACUAUAGAAAAACCUUUGCCUCUAGUCUCUGUAAAACAAGAACCAAUAGAUGAUGAACCUGAAAAAUUACCUGUUCCUGAUAAAAACCUACCUGUGCCUGAUAAUGUCAACAUAAAGUCUGCCGUAGUAUAUGGUCCUCAUCAACUUGAACCUCCUGCUUCACUAUUCUCCAAACUCAAUCUGUUUAACAUCAUGGAUGAACACCGAAGAUCAACCUCUCUCACAAAUAGAUUGUCUAUUCCCUUGAACAUCCCUCAAAGCACAAAACCCUCACAAGACCCAAUCCUAUCAUUACCAUCAUCACAAACCACACAAGCAGAUAAUCCUGAACAGCAAAAUCCUCAAAUUUCUCUCCCCAUUGAGUCAGAAAACUCACACACUGAUGAAACCAUGUCUGAACCUCCAUCUGAACCAAAUCCAGAAAAAACCCCUGCAAACCCUAUUGAUGACUCUCCAUUAGACAUUGAGUUUGAAACAGGAAAUCCUCGAGAAAUACAGGUUGCAGAACAGACUGAUGAAGAAGACAAUCUGCCUUUGUCACAAGUGAAGAAGAACCAAGAAAAGGCUAAAGGAAAGAAGAAGAUCCAAGAAGACCAAGCUGACAAAAAUCCUAUGGCAAAGAUUCAAGUCUUCUCUGCCCCUGCCACAAGGCGAAAAACCAGAUCAUCCACAGCUCAACAGGAAAAGGAAACCUCCUCACCAGCUCGAAAAUCUAAGAGGAAACAACUAGUUGCUGAACAACCUGUCGCUCAGGAAACCCCUGCAAAUAAGAAAAGAAAGAAGACCAUUCAAGCUCAACAACCUGAAAGCCAGCCUGAUACCUCUGCCAUAGCACCUCCUGAAGUAAUCACUCCUCAAUUCUUAUAUGAUGAAUAUGCAGCAAGGUGGGACUCCAGAAACAAAAGAAAAAUUCUGAGUGAAAGGUACCUUGAUGUUGAAAAGUUCAAAUCCCAGUGCCAACUCAUGCCAGUUUUUGAGAAGAUAAAUCUUGUCAAGUCUGUGACAACUCAGAGAAGCUAUCCACCUAUUGCCAUAAAGGAGUUUUAUGCAAACCUUAUGACGACCAUCAAGGAGGCUGGCUCACAGGUUUAUGGAUGUGUCUGGCUGAGAGGAAAAGAAUACGAUUUUGACACUCGUACCAUCAAUCUGUAUCUGGGCAUUGAUGCAAGUGAUAUUGAGGAUCCUGUUAUUGGGGCAAAUACAAUCACAAAGGUCAUUACAGCAGGCACCUAUAGCUAUUGGCCUGCUGAAACCAAUAUGUUGCCUGCCAAAGCCUUGACAACCAAGUAUGCAAUUCUGCAUAAACUAGCCAUGACAAAUUGGAUGCCAAAUGAACACAGGGGAGGAUUAAACUUGCUCAUGGCCACCCUGAUCUACAAAAUCGGAAAAGGUAUUCCUGUUGACUUAGGCGAUAUAAUCUUCAAACAUGUGGCUUCUUUUAGGAAACCAGAGUCAAAAGAAAGCAAAGUGAAACUACCUUUCCCCUGCACAAUCUAUGGAGUACUGCGUACGCAAGGAUUCAAACCUGAGCCAAAUGAACCUAUGGAACCCCACAAUUCAGCCCCAGCCCUGAACCUUGAUGCACCAUUCACCAGCAAACUCACAUCCCAACACCUUGAUAAAAGCAUCAGAGAUCUUAACACGAUCAUACAGAUACUUGUUGAAAAGAGAACAAUUGAGAUGCAGUUGCGUGAACAAUUGAGAUUGAGAGACCAAGAAAUGACUGCUGCUCUUGCUGAAACACCUAUUGAUCCAACCACUGCACCUGAAGUUGAUUCCACUGCAAACAGCCAGGAGGAUGAGUCCUCAGAAUCUGAUUGA